Messenger RNA from Drosophila mojavensis, 1109 nucleotides. Its product is annotated as sperm flagellar protein 1. The transcript is spliced from 2 exons. Gene Ontology annotation, molecular function: protein binding. Lineage: Eukaryota; Metazoa; Arthropoda; Insecta; Diptera; Drosophilidae. The record is from RefSeq and is a predicted model, not a curated record. Bases 165 to 860 code for a protein of 231 amino acids.
CUGGGCUGCAAACCAUCGACAUGAGCUAGAAAAUUUCGACACAUUUUAGCAUUUUUUCACAAAAACAAGUCAGACAUCAAAUCAAUGACAAGUUCAAAAUUUUCCGUUAAAAAUAAUUGUUGUAUCAACGAAUACGACGACGUUUCGAUUUACCUUUGAAGAAAAUGAUGCCCUUCAAUCGAACAUUGAGUUCCGAGCAGCUGCAAGAGUUGAAUAAAUGGAUGUCCAAUUUGCAGAUAAAGCUCGACAAUCGCACACGUCGCGAGCUCUCGGAUGUCGUGAACGUUGCUCAAAUAAUUAACAAUUUAAAUUCGAAGCUGGUCGACAUGUGCUGUUACAAGUCGCAGAGCAGCCUAGCCUUAAAGCUAGAAAACUGGGAGAUCUUUAACCACAAAGUGCUUCGUAAAUUGGGUCUUAAAUUGUCCCAUAACGACUUGACGCAGCUUGCCUCGGGCAGUCUGGCUGCAUUGAAGUGCCUGCUCUAUUAUUUAAUGACCUGGAAUCGAGAUGGGCUAUCGCCAGUGAGUCCAUCCAAGAGGAUCUCAUCGAUAGGGGGCAAGAAGAAAACCACCGGGAGUUUAUCUGGUAGCACGGAGCUCGCUGCCGAGCAGAAAUCAAAUGAAAACGUUCAGCUGGAUAUGCCAGAAGUUGGAAUGAGCGUGCCGUAUGCUAAAUAUAAGCAAGUGAUCCAGGAGAGUUACAAGAAGAAAAGAUACCUGAGCUCAAUAAGCCACAAGGCCAAGUAUCUGGAAAGCCUUAUGAUGGUAAAGGAGGACCGUAUCAAUUUUCUUUUGGAACGCAUCGCCGCUCUUGCCGCACUAGCAAAUCAUAAUGCUAAAAAUUGUAGUCAGGCCGAUUAGCAGCUCUGAAUUCGGUAUUGAUUGUUAGCCCAAUCCGUGAUCAAUGAGUGAUCCUUUAGUCAUCUUCAAUGCAUACUGCACCGGUUAGUUUCAGUCACAUAUUUGCGUCAGACUUGAUUUUUCGAUGUUAAUGUGCGAAUAUCCAUUUGACACACGAAAGGUGCGCAGGGAGCAUCCAAAUAAGGUGGCGGUUUUUCGAUUGGCUCUUGCGAGGAUCGAUCGAUUAAAAAUACUAAUAUAGUAUUAUAA